Molecule: messenger RNA, 4090 nt
Organism: Octopus bimaculoides (California two-spot octopus)
Lineage: Eukaryota; Metazoa; Mollusca; Cephalopoda; Octopoda; Octopodidae
Product: solute carrier family 60 member 1
Biological process (GO): transmembrane transport
Molecular function (GO): D-glucose transmembrane transporter activity
Source: RefSeq, a predicted model, not a curated record
GGUGACAAAUAGCGGAAGUUACAUGUUUCAGUUCUAACAUCCGGUUACGACGCUAAUUUCUAUAUCUCACGCAGUUUUUCUACAAGCACUCGCGUCUCUUGUGUAUAUACAAGGAUAUACAUACAUACAUACAAUAUAUAUAUAUAUAUACAGACGUCUGUGUGUCGAGACAGAACAUACACACGCCCGCCUGUAUGUAUAUAGGUGCGUACAUCGACGACAGACACAACAAUUAGCAAUCAUCACAAAUGUCACAUUGAUUUUUUCCGUUCUUGGAGGUCUGUCACUUUUUCCUCCGUCACGAAUCUCAAAUAUCUUGUUGAUUAAUUCAUUCUUAUCUUCACAACACCGAAAAACAAAAAACAAAAAGAAAAGAAAUAAAAAAGCAUUUUACCUCGGACGAAUUGGGAUUUGGAUUUCCAGUUCUAAGAGUUAAUUGGUGAAGUUUAACAAACAUGGCAUCAUGAUGAAUGAUGAAGAAUCAGAUGCAGUCUCUGCAUCAAUCCUUGACGAUGAUGAAGAGGAGAUAUUUGAAGUUAAUCAUGACAAACCAAUCCUACCUUUAAGACAAAGUGGGAACCGAGCCACACAAUGGACAUGGUGUGGAAAAUUCCUCAAGUCUGUUGGACUAUCAGCGUCUUUUUUAGCUCUCGGACUUUGUUUGGCCGUACCCGGGGUGACAUUACUGGACCUGAAAGAACGGGUAGGCACCACCACCGAGUACAUCUCCUACAUUUUCACAGCACGCUCAGUGGGAUACCUGCUUGGUUCCAUUCUGGGUGGAUUUCUGUUUGACCAUUUUGACCAGCAGCUGCAACUCUCUUACACCCUCCUCCUCACUUCUGUGGCCACCAUCACAGCACCAUGGUGCACUUCUCUUGUUGUUCUGGCUCUCAUGAUUUCCUUCCAAGGAAUCGCAAUGGGAGUUCUGGACACAGGUGGAAAUGUUUUCUGUAUGAGAAUCUGGGGUCAACAAAGUGGACCUUACAUUCAAGCUAUGCAUUUUGCUUUCGGUAUUGGUGCCUUUAUUGCCCCACUAUUAGCUAAACCCUUUCUGGCCCCUGUCAUAUCUAGCAACAUGACACCAAUUAUAACCCAUCCCCACCUACACGUGCAUAUUCCAGGCAUGGAUGCCAAACAGCAUCUGUUAUAUCUGCGAGACGUUGGACAACCACUUACCUGGAAUCAAUCUACAGGUGGCAUCAGCACGACUACCGAAUAUUUCAGUGAUAGUAACAGUAGUGUAUUGGCAGCGGAUAACAGUUCCCGAACCCGAUACCCUCUGGCUCCAGCCCUCACGUCCACAUCACCAAGACCGAAAAAACCAAACAGUGCUAAUGGAAAAUUCCUCAAGAAAACUUAUGCCGACGGCCAGCGCAUCAAAACUCAUUUGAUGCAAUCUGAAGAAUCGGAGAAGAACAAGAAUGCAGUAGAGAAUCAGAAAAAUGUCAUGAUGACAUCAUCCACCACCUCUUUGACUACUAACAGGUUGGCAGCAUCCGCUAACGGUUCAACUGCAACCGCAUCUCCUUCCCUGCCUGUAGACUCAGCUUCUGUCACCACUACUAAUAUUAAAAAUACUGGUACUACUAUUACAACCACUACUCCUACUACAACAAAGGCAACUGCUGCCGCUACUACUCCUACUACUGCUACAACUACUACUACUACUACUACUACUACUACAACUGCUGCUACUGCAGAAAGCAAGGCAGUAGUGACGCCCUCCUCCAUUCUACAAUUAAGGACUGUAACGAAUUAUGUGAUGAAGCAGAAAAUUAACCAGAGUUCUUCUGCUGCUGCUAAUACUACCACCAGUAGUAAUCAUAGUAGUAGUAGUAGUAGUAGUAACAAUGGUGGGAAUAAUUCAGUAUUGACAAGUGGAAAUUCUUAUUUGCCCUCCAGUAAUCAGUCAGUGUCAACAGAAAAUCCCACACUGACCACGUUCCACCCACAAAAGCCUGAGACAUUUGACAAGAUGCUGAACAAUGCCAUCCACGCUGUGAAGGGCAUGUCCCACAUCCAGUUUGCUUACAUGAUCAUUGGCGUUUUCCUCUUUCUUGUUAGCAUAUUCUUCAUGUGUCUCUACUGCUACGACAAAUCCUACCAGAGUCCAGUUGCUUACCGGUGUGACCGGAAGCACAAGUCUUGCUUUGAGGACCAAGGUUUCCGCAUUCAGAUCCUCAUAGCUCUCUUCAUAUUCUUCUUCAUGUACGUCGGCAUGGAAGUUACAUUUGGCGGGUUUAUAAUGAUUUUUGCUGUCGAACAGUUUCACUGGAGCAAAGACAAUAGUGUGAUUUUAACGUCACUGUUCUGGGGAGCACUUGCUACCGGCCGGGGCAUGUCUAUUUUUAUUACCAGAUGCUGUGUCCCUUGUUGGAUGCUCGUUACAAACAUCACACUAGUCCUUCUUGCCAGUUUAAUCCUAUCGUUUGGCCUGGUUCACUACCAGGUUCUCCUCUGGGUUGGUACUUUACUGUUUGGUCUCGGUCUCUCAUCCUUGUUCCCAACAGGGAUGUCAUGGGCCGAAAGCUACAUGACAAUGACCGGAAAGGCGACCGCUGUCCUGAUAGUCGGUUCAGCAUUGGGUGAGAUGAUACUACCAGCCAUUACUGGUUUCUUCUUCACCAAAAAGAAGAUGGUUUUGAUGUACAUAAUGUUCAGCUUCAGCCUGCUUAGUUGUCUUUGUUUCAUCAUAAUGCAGAAUCUCGCUUCAAACCAGCAUCGCAAGUCAAUGAGGAGCGAACUUUCGUCAUCGCUCGAACAACAGCAACAGGUGUCACUCAUGAACGGUUCACCUUCCAGCCUGUCCCAUGGAUGCAAUGGCGACCUCACAUGUCGCAAACAUGUGACUUUCAAACUCGAUCAUGACAGGGUCAAAUAUGACCGGCUCCACUCUUCAGAUGAGGAAUAAGAAAUAAUAAAAUAAAUAAAUGAAAAUAAAAUAAAAUAAAAAUUGUGAGGUGGCAAAGGAGAAAAAGACACUUUUAAAAAAAAAAAAAAAGAAAAUUUAUGUUUAUAUAUUUAUUUAGAAAAUAAUUAUUUUUUAAAUUCUAUAUUUUUUAUUUAUUAUUUGAUUAUUAUUUUCAUUGUUUUCUGCUCCUCCACAUCAAAAACCUACACUCCAUGUCCCCCCCCCCUCAUCUAUAGACUACUUCAAUCCUUGAUCUUUCACUCAUCCUUGCCACACUCCAGUUGUGUUUUUUUUUUCCCUGCAAUUUGCUAAACAAAGAUAGUAUUCCUUUUGUUUUGUUUUUAUAAAUAGUUUUUUUUUAUCUGUUUGUUUAUUUUUGAUUGUUACAUUGCUAUUUUUUUUGUUUGUUCUCUAUUUUGGUUUGUAUGUGAGUGUGAACGCUUUACAUUCCAUUUCAGUAUAAUGUAAUGUCUAUGUGUGUAUAUAUACAUAAACUUUGAGUGCAAAUAUACAUCACAUACACACACGAUGAUGUAUAUGAGUGGAUAUUAAAUAUCUUUGCUCAUAUACACCGCACAGACAGUUGAAUAUAUAUUUACAUACAUACAUAUCUACAUACACAUAUUACAUACAUACAUAUGUAAGCAAUUAUAGAAACAUACAUUAGCAUACAUGUAGAUUUGUGCACUCACUCACACAAGGACACACACACACACACACACACAUAUAUUAAGAAAAAGUAGGCUGCCAGAAUUAUCCAAAAUUCUCUCUGUUUCCUUUUUCUUAAUAUACAAUAUCUGCACACCACUUCAAAUACUCUAUACAUACACACGUGCGUGCAUGCAUGCACAUACAUACACACACACUCACUAUGUGUUUCUGGAAGUUUACCUAGGUUUCUCAAUAUAUAAAGCAUAUUUAAACAUUGCCUUACUUAUGGAGACACCCUGUGUAUGUAUGUAUGUACAUGUGUACAUCUAUGUAUUAUACAUCCACAUACAAAUGCACGUAAUUAAAAAUCUUAUUUAUUAACAAUUGGAUGAAAUCAUUGAUGUUUAAAUUAAUUUUGAUGCAACUUGCUUAUUUAUUAAUGAAGAGAACCUUUUUUUUUUUUUUGUAAGAAAGUUUUCCAUUUGUUAAAUAAACAAGGGAUUUAUAUUUUCCUUAUUAUUAUAA